AUGAAGCUCUCCCUCGGUGUUCUCCUCGCUAUUUCGCAGGCACUCCUUGUUGCCAGCUCCCCGGCCAGCUCCCCGGCAGCUGAUGUCAACCCUCUUGAAAAGCGUGACGGCACAUGUUCUUUCCUGACCGAGCGUUGGGGCUAUAACAAGAAGAACAACCGAUGCUGGCAUGCCUGUGACUCCGGCGCCGGCAGCUGGUGCUGGUCAUACCAUUCGGACCCUCUGCGUGACAAUUUUGCACAAGCAACCACUAAUACUGGUGAGCCUGAUGGUGGCUGUGCGCGUUACACAGACUGCUUCCCAGUUGAUCAGCAAGAGAAAAAUGACAUGUUGAAGUGUGCAUGUGGUUGAAGCGACAAGCCCCGGCCUAUGUUUUAGAUAUCUGUUCUGUCUAUUAUACUAUGUCUAUAUCCUUUUCUUAUGUGCACUAGCUUUUGUAACUACCUACUUAUCACAG
This is a messenger RNA of Aspergillus versicolor CBS 583.65, 457 nucleotides long. RefSeq lists its product as uncharacterized. The transcript has a single exon. The coding region runs from base 1 to 351 and encodes 116 amino acids. The record is from RefSeq and is a predicted model, not a curated record. Lineage: Eukaryota; Fungi; Ascomycota; Eurotiomycetes; Eurotiales; Aspergillaceae.